AAGGCUCGGAAAGAGAAACAUUGGGAUCCAUUUCAUAAAGAGUGGCAAGCAAAGAUAUCUCAAGAAAUACAAGUUUUGAAUGCAUCUUUAUCUAAACUUCCUCAGUCAAUCAAGUUCCAAACAAAAGUUUUAAAAUUCCAAGAACUACAAGUUUUGAAUGCAUCUUUAUCUAAACUUCCUCAGGUUCCUUUCAAAUCAAGAAUGGAUAAAGAGGAUUUGGAAGCCAAAUUAGAAAUUCUAAAUAGUUUAGAAAAGAAGUUUUGUGAUGUCGGACCAACUUACGAUUGCGUUGUUUUCCAUGAUGGAAGACAGUGGAGAGUAGCUGUUGAUACUUCAGAGCGUGGUGAAUUAGAAGAAUGUACAUUAUUAGGCACAUACUCCGAAACAUUUGACUUUGCAAUGCUUACGGAUCUUGACAGAUUGAAUUAUUGUGUUAAUGUACACGAAGAUGGAAAUUUGCUGGAGAUAGUGAGCAAUUCCUCUGUUCAUGGAACACAUGUAGCUAGCAUAGCUGCUGCCUAUUUUCCCGAUGAACCUGAAAAGAAUGGUAUUGCUCCAGGUGCUCAAAUAAUUAGCAUUUGUAUAGGAGAUCUGCGUUUAGGCUCAAUGGAAACUGGGUCUGCUCUAACUCGUGCUUUAAUUAAAGUGAUAAGUAGUCAUUGUGAUGUGAUAAAUAUCAGUUAUGGUGAGCAUUCUCAUUGGUGUGGGGGGAGUAGUCCUGAAAUAGGUACCCCAUCACUCUACCGCUGCCAGUACUACUCGUACAAGACAGCAUCAAGGUUUGCCGAUUUUGCCUCGUGA
Messenger RNA from Stegodyphus dumicola, 801 nucleotides. RefSeq names its product Tripeptidyl-peptidase II (gene TppII). The record is from RefSeq and is a predicted model, not a curated record. NCBI's taxonomy places the organism in Eukaryota, Metazoa, Arthropoda, Arachnida, Araneae, Eresidae. Gene Ontology annotation, cellular component: cytosol. Gene Ontology annotation, biological process: proteolysis. Gene Ontology annotation, molecular function: serine-type endopeptidase activity; tripeptidyl-peptidase activity.